This is a messenger RNA of Salvelinus sp. IW2-2015, 1854 nucleotides long. The record is from RefSeq and is a predicted model, not a curated record. Lineage: Eukaryota; Metazoa; Chordata; Actinopteri; Salmoniformes; Salmonidae.
AUGAAAUUGUUCCACUCUACACUGCUGCUUUCCAUAAACACCACUGAGGAUCAUGGUGAGAGUGCAGCAGGUACAGUGGAGAAUGAUGGGAAGUCGAGUUUCUUCUGUCAGCUGUGUGAAAAACAGUACCUGAGACACCAGGAGUAUGACAACCAUAUCAACUCCUAUGACCACGCACACAGACAGAGACUGAAGGAGUUGAAGCAGAGGGAGUUUGCUCGGAACGUUGCGUCUAAGUCGUGGAAGGACGACCGCAAGCAGGAGAGAGCUCUGAGACACCUGCACCAACUAGCACUGCUACGACAACAGACACACAGGGUACCAGGCCAGGUUGUUAGGUUCCGAGGGACAGUGAGAGCUGAGAUCCAGCAUUCAGAGAGACACUGUGGAGAGAGAGACAACAGACCAGGGGACUGCCAUGUCCCCUUGACCCAAACAGGGUUAAUCCAAACCACAGAGAACUCCCAGCGACCCGCUGUUACCCUACCUCUAACCCAGCCCCAGACCAUCCCUCUCAGCCUCCAGGGAGAGGACUCCCCCCAUCUCCAGACCAAGCCUCUCUCCAACUCCCAGCCCCAGCAGCCAGAGGAUCCUACCCACAUACCCAUCUUCCCUGGAGGGCCCUUCCAAGCAUCCCCACCCCUAGCCUUGCAUUCCAGAUGUGGAUCUUCUCUGGAGAAUCCCCAGCCUCGCCUGAACAGCUCUCCCCAGGACCCUGCCUUUCCUUGGGGCAGAGACAGAGGAAGGGUGGGGGUCUCCUUCUGUUUCUCCAGGAGGGGCCCGAGGCUAGAGCCAUCUGCCUCUGUCUUCUCAGACCAUCAAGAGGAGGAGGGGAGAGGAGGAGGAGGAGGGCAGAUGAAGGAGAAGGGAAGGGGAGGAGAUGAGCUACGGCUGCGUCACCCAGACAACCUGUUAAUAGGGCAACCAACCAACAGCCUUCACCCCGGAAACAAGACAGAACCCUCAGGCGGGGAAGAGGGGGAGGAGAGAAGAGAGAAGAGAGGAGGGGAGGAGAGAGACAGGUUCUCUGCUAGCCAUGACCCAGGCUGUCCUACCCACAACGGCAGACUGAGAGAAACAGACCAGAGCCCUGAACACGGGACAGCAGAUAAGAGGGAGGAGGGGGAAGAGAGGGAGGAGAGGAACAGGGGUACAGAGCACAGACAACAGGGCCAUGAGGUGAAUCAGACUCCUAUGUCUGACUCCUAUCUCCAUGUGGUUGCCAGAGACGGAUCCACCCGUCUGAGAUGGCCAGUAYAACUGCUGCAGUUUACCACAGCCAAACCACACCUCUCCUACAGCUGUAAGCCCACACACUGGCAACCCCACACCAACCCACUACACUGUAACUCUGAACACAACCACAACCACUGUCAAACCAAGUCACACUGUAACCACUCAGCAAGCCAGCAGGAGACAGAGACACACACAGAAGAGUCCAACUCCCUCAUGUUCCCUAGCUCCCAGCCUCCUCCUCYGGACACAGAAAAUGUAGAAUCCAAUACAGAUCUAUAUACAGAGACAGGCGGGACAGAUGAGGGAGCCACACACUCAUCAUCCUGUCACGUUGUAGAGAAGACAGAAGCACAUGGAGUGACAGCAGCCUUCCAGGCAGAAGCAACAGUGCCAGAGAYUGGAGGUGAAUCUGGGUUCAGAUMGCACCACCCCCUCUUCGGGAARGGUGACCCCCUURGCGGUGACAACACUCACACAAACCCCCACAAUCCCCAYYGAGGCAGAUUAGGAGGACAUGUGAMACAGGAGAGAGAWCYAGCCYUCAGAACCCCCAGGCCUAAAUUAGAGGCUGUCAUCCAGCCRRGRGCRGCCACAGAGGCCUCACAGGAGUCACAGUAG